Messenger RNA from Arabidopsis lyrata subsp. lyrata, 807 nucleotides. Its product is annotated as guanine deaminase. The record is from RefSeq and is a predicted model, not a curated record. The coding region runs from base 55 to 630 and encodes 191 amino acids. Gene Ontology annotation, molecular function: guanosine deaminase activity; zinc ion binding; tRNA-specific adenosine deaminase activity. Gene Ontology annotation, biological process: tRNA wobble adenosine to inosine editing; purine nucleoside catabolic process. The transcript has 5 exons. Lineage: Eukaryota; Viridiplantae; Streptophyta; Magnoliopsida; Brassicales; Brassicaceae.
AGCUGCGUGACGGACGAGAGAAUCGGAAACGCGCAUAACAACACAUUAAAGAAGAUGAUGUCCGGCGAGAACAACACUAUCACCGAAACCCAGAAAGUCUCUGGUUUUGUACCUUCUGUUGUUCCAGAUCAAGACCAUGCCACCGUCGAAUUCGCCGCUGCGAACGAAAGGGACCAUAAAUAUUUAACCCAAGCUGUUGAAGAGGCAUAUAUUGGAGUUGAGUGUGGUGAUGGCCGUCCGUUUGGAGCGGUUAUUGUUCAUAAGAACGAAAUUGUAGUGAGCUGCCAUAAUAUGGUUUUGAAGUACAAAGAUCCAACGGCACAUGCUGAAAUCAUAGCCAUUAGAGAGGCUUGCAAGAAACUGAAUGAAAUUAAGCUAUCGGAAUGUGAGCUUUACGCAUCAUGCGAGCCUUGUCCAAUGUGUUUUGGAGCCAUCCAUCUCUCAAGACUCAAGAGAUUGGUGUAUGGGGCGAAAGCCGAAGCAGCAGUAGCCAUUGGGUUCAAUAGCAUCAUAGCGGACGGUGUGAGAGGCAUUGGGUGCUACCAUAAGUCUAACCUAGAGAUUAAAAAACUCGAUGUGAGUAUCGCCGAGCAAGUGUUCCAGAAUACAAAGGGGAAGUUCAGUAUAUAGUAAGCUCUUUUUCUUCUUGUUGUCAUCAUCUCUAGAAGAAGAAGAAGAAGCAGAAAUGUAUUUUUGCUAAACCCUUUUAUCAAUUACUGUUAAUGUUGGCUUGUGUUGGCUUUGGUCCAUUUAGAAAUGUAUGUAUGUAUGUAUAAAUACUUUCUUCUUGCAAUGAUGUUUCUACCA